Molecule: messenger RNA, 2555 nt
Organism: Acinonyx jubatus (cheetah)
Lineage: Eukaryota; Metazoa; Chordata; Mammalia; Carnivora; Felidae
Product: patched domain-containing protein 3
Cellular component (GO): membrane
Source: RefSeq, a predicted model, not a curated record
GCGGGAGCCCGCAGCGGAGGAGCCGGGGCCCAGGUCAGAGGCGAAGCGGCAACCAGAGGCAGGGCUGGGCUCAGAGCCGCUGCCGGCCUCCAAGCACGAGUCAGAGUAGUUCUUCGGUCGAAGACAGGAACCCGAGAUGACCUGGGCUUCGGGGCAGUUGCCAGAGCCCUCUGGGGCGCCCCAUUCACAUCCGGUGUCAGUGAGGGGGGAUUCCUUGCUGCCUGCAUAUCCCUCGGAAAACCGGAUGUCCGAGAGACCCCCUUGCCACACCCACUGUCUGGGGGCGCCCCUCUCCUGCGUCUUCCGAAGGCUGGGAUGCGAAGUGGGCGCGCACCCCUGGAUCUUCCUGCUGGUGCCCAUGGUGCUGAUGGCUGCUCUGGGCACCGGUUUGAUUUACCUGCCCAAGGAUGUAGAAGAAAACUUCGAGGAGCUGUACACCCCAAUAGGGAGCCCGGCCAAGGCCGAGAGGCGCUUUGUGCAGAAACACUUCACCGCCAACGACUCUUACGGCUUCUCCAUCUCCAGGAAGAGCACCGAGGUCAAUUUCUCUUUUAUUCUAGCGGUCUCCAACACGACCUCCCUGCUAGAACCAGCAAUCUUAUCAGAAGUUAGUAAAGUGGAUGACGUGAUCCAGGAUCUGUAUGCGACGGGGGAAAACGGAACCCAGAUCCACUACAAUCAGGUGUGUGCCAAGCACCAGGGUCUCUGCGUGCCUUCCAACCCACUCCUGUAUGCCUGGCAGAUGAACAGGGACCUCGACCUGAGAAAUGUCACGUUCCCAAUCUACACCACCGGUCAGCCCAUCUACCUGGCUGGCACCAUUGGAGGAAUCUUCUUAGGCGAGAGGAUGGGAAUGAACCAGUUACUCCUGGAAGCCAAAGCCGUGAGGUUGCUCUACUACCUGAAAACUGAGGAUCGAGAGGACAUCGAGCGUAGUAAGAAAUGGUUGAUCCAUUUCCUGAACCAAUUUAGCAACAUUGAAAAGCGUCUGGCCUUGAAGAGGAUCCAGGUAUCUGGUGUUGGGGUUAAUGAUAUGUUUAUAAUGAUUUCUGCCUGGUAGAAGACCAGCCUCAUGGAUAAUAUCAAACAGCGGCUGUCCAGUGUCUAUUCCAAAGUGGCAGUGUCCAUUACAAUCACCACUAUCGCCAAUGUCCUGGCCUUCUAUACAGGGAUGAUGACCUCUUUCAGGUCCGUACAAUACUUUUGCAUUUAUACCGGAACAACCCUGUUCUUUUGUUAUUUUUAUAACAUCACCUGUUUUGGAGCGUUUAUGGCCCUGGAUGGUAAAAGAGAAGUAGUCUGUCUACGCUGGUUGAAAAAGCCAGAAACUCCUGACCAAAAGUGUUCCUCAUUUAAAAAGUCCUGCUGUGUCCCAUGUGAUUCUCUCCCAGAUGAACAAGAAACUGAUGUCCAUCCAAUGAAUUUGUUCUUCAGAGACUAUUUUGGCCCUUUUCUCACAAGCACUGAGUCCAAGUUUUUUGUAGUGCUUCUAUACAUUUUGUACAUCAUUAGUAGUAUACAUGGGUGUUUCCAAGUGCAGGAAGCAUUAGACCUUCGAAAUUUGGCAAGUGACGAUUCCUACAUCACACCAUUUUUUAAUGUAGAAGAACAUUUUUCAGAUUAUGGCCCCAGGGUUAUGGUUAUUGUUACUGAAACUCUUGACUACUGGGAUAAAGAUGCUAGGCAAAAACUGGGAAAAUGUCUGGUAGAUUUGGAAAACAGGGACUAUGUAGAAAAAAAUGUUACAGAGUUUUGGUUACAAGAGUAUGUGCAGUAUAUGGAAAAUAGCGGGCAAGAUGUAAAUGAUAAGAAUACUUUUAUAAACAGUUUGCCCAGUUUUUUAACAAAUUUUCCACUUUUUAUGUAUGAUAUUAAUAUUUCAUCUUCACAUGAAAUCAUUGCUUCCUGGGGCUUCAUUCAGACCAUCGGCGUUUCUUCUUCAACCAAUAAGAAGAUGAUGUUAUUCCAGUUACAAAGCAUAGCCAAAAAGUGUGAAAUUCCCCUAAUGGUGUACAACCCGGCAUUCAUAUAUUUUGAUCAGUACACUGCAAUAUUAGAAAACACUGUUCGAAAUGUCAUUGUUGCAUCCUCAACAUGAACAUAGGUUCAUUGUUUCCUUAUUGCUAAUUCCUCACCCACUGUAUUCCUUGUGGGUAACUUUUGCAAUUGCUUCUGUGAUUGUGGGAGUAACAGGGUUCAUGGCAUUCUGGAAUGUCAAUCUUGAUUCCAUAUCCAUGAUUAAUCUUGUCGUUUGUAUAGGGUUUUCUUUCGAUUUUUCUGCACACAUUUCUUACACAUUUGUUUCCAGUUCUAAGCCCUCAGUAAACCAAAAAAUAAUUGAGGCAUUGUAUCUGCUAGGCUACCCAGUGUUACAAAGUGCAGUUUCAACGGUAAUAGGGGUGUGUGUUUUAUCUGCAGCUAAAGCAUACAUCUUCAGGACAUUUUUUAAGAUUAUGUUUCUUGUUAUGGUAUCUGGGGCUGCUCAUGGCCUAAUUUUUAUUCCAGUAUUCUUAACCUUUUUUUGAAGGUUUGUUUGAAUAUCCACUAACAAAUCA